This is a messenger RNA of Cucurbita maxima (winter squash), 2597 nucleotides long. Its product is annotated as RNA polymerase II degradation factor 1-like. Gene Ontology annotation, molecular function: protein binding. The record is from RefSeq and is a predicted model, not a curated record. Bases 87 to 2306 code for a protein of 739 amino acids. Lineage: Eukaryota; Viridiplantae; Streptophyta; Magnoliopsida; Cucurbitales; Cucurbitaceae. The transcript has 3 exons.
AAGACCAAAAGUUGGGGUUUUCUUUUCUCUCUCCCCUUAGCUUUCUGCUCCCAAUUUCCAACUCCGCCCUUCCUCCGCCGCACGCCAUGAUGGAACCGCCGCCUCUGACGACCGCUCAGCCGCUUCCGACGGCGGCAUCGCCUCAGCUCAAUUAUCCGGAGUCGUUGGACUCAUCUCCGAGGUCUCGCAACACGGACACGUGGGAUGAGCCUCUCGCCCCCGGCCCUCUAGCAGGCCGCCUUCGUCUUAUGUGCAGCUACGGCGGGCAUAUAGUCCCUCGCCCUCACGAUAAGACUCUGUGCUAUGUCUGUGGUGAGACUCGGAUCGUUGUUGUCGACCGCCAUACGUCUUUAUCUGACCUCACUGCGCGUUUGUCGAAGACGCUUCUCAAUGGUAGGUCGUUUACCCUGAAAUAUCAGCUUCCGAAUGAGGACUUGGAUUCUCUCAUUUCUGUUACCACCGAUGAGGAUUUGGAGAAUAUGAUUGAUGAGUAUGAUCGGACGGCCAGCAAUUCGUCUAACCCUGCGGCAAAACCCUCGCGACUUCGGUUGUUUCUGUUCCCGACGAAGCCGGAUGUUUCUCAGUCGAUCGGGCCAAUUCUCGAGAGCUCGACUAGUUCGGAGGACUGGUUUCUGAAUGCUUUGAAUGGUGCCGGUUUUCUCAAUAGAGGUUUUUCCGAUUCUGCAUCGGUCAAUUGCUUGUUAGGGCUUGAUGAUGAUGUUGGUGUUAAUAACCUCGAUUCGGGUCCGAGGGAGGCGGAUGGUUCUCAGCCUGGGUCGUUGGGAAAUGGUAAGAGUGGAAAACAGGAUAUUCAUUCUGUCCCUGAUUCACCCAUGAUCGAGACGACAUCGUCAUUUGGGUCUACCUCCUCUUCGCCUUCUCUGGCGAAUUUGCCGCCGAUCCGGGUUCAUGUGGAGGAUAGCGUCAAUAGCGGUGGCGGUGGUGCUGGUGCAGUUCGAAUUCAAGAUCAGAAGGUGGGAAUUGAGGAGCAAUUUUCUCAGAUGAUUAUUGGUCAAAAACUGCAAGAUGAAGCUUUCACGGCACUCUCAUCGCCGCCUCCUUUACCUACAACUAUUGUGGCUUCUGCGGCGGGCUCUGCAAUACCUGUGAGCUUAGCUGCCGCAGUAGGUGUGGGAGAUUAUAUGAAUCGGGUGAUCUCCGAUGACGAAAGAUCGGACCACGGGGCGCCAGUCGGAUACCGGCAACCACUACCACCUCAGCCACAGUCUCUGCCCCCCCAAUUGCAGCAGAAAUCAAGUGGACUUGUUGAUAUUCCUUCUCCGGAUUCGGUGUCAAGUGAUACUAGUUUAAACAAUCAGAUGUCUCGCUCAAAACCUGUGAUGUAUCAAGAACAAGUUGUUCAUCAAAUCCCCUCUUCAACCGCUAGGCUUCCUGGCAAUCCCUCAGAUCCAGAAGUCAAUAUUUCUGAUCAAAACGCUCGGGUUCAUAUUCCACAACAGGUCCAAGAAUCAGGAUAUGUGUUACAAUCUCAUUACGAUCAGCAUCAACAUCAGCAACUUCAGCAACUUCAGCAACAACAGCAGCUUCAGCAACAACAGCAGCUUCAGCAACAACAUCAACAACAUCAACAACAGCAACUUCAGCAACAACAGCAGCAACAGCAGCAACAGCAGCAACAACAGCAGCAACACCCAUCUCAACCACAGCAAUUCAUACAUGCAGGCGCACACUACAUCCACCAGCACCCAUCUGGUGCAGUUCCCAUUCCAGCAUUCUUCCCUGUAUAUUCUCCUCAGCCCCAUCAUCAUCCCCAUCAGAUGGAGCAGCAGUAUCCAGUCUACUACCUGCCUGCUAGACAGGGCCAAGCUUAUGGCAAUUUGCCAGUACAGCAAUCUUCCAUCAGCGAGUCUGCCACUGCUAUUCCUCCUGGCCGGCCCCAAACCCCACCCAAUCCAACUUUGGUUACAACUGCAGCUUACAACCACGCAAGGAAUGCCCCUAUUGCAAAAACUGAAAUGGCUGCCAAGGCAUACAAACAGACAACUACAGCUGCUCAGUCGUUAGUUCAGGUUCCGACAAAUCAGCAUCAGCAACAAUAUGUUGCCUACAACCAGGGUUACUCUCAUAUUCAGCAUCCAUCCCAAUCGGUUGCACCUACAUCCGCUACUGCAAAUUAUGCCUAUGAAUUUUCGGACCCUGCUCAUUCUCAGAUAUACUAUACUCAACCUCUAGCACCUUCUCAGUACCAAGCCAUGCCAGCAGCUGCUGUAAUGCUGCCUGAAAGUUCUGCUCAGCAUCCCACUGACAACAUCAAGCAGCAGAUGAGAACUUCACAACCAUUAUAGUCUGUUCAGAAAGAAGAAACAAUUUUGGAAUAAAGUAUUUGGUUUUGUUUACAAUAUUCUAUAUUAUUGUCUGUCUUGUUAUUGGUAUCUAUUGGUUUGUGCAUGUAUCUGAGAUAAGAGAUAAUAAGUAAUUGUUGUUGUCUUCUUGUUCGUGUGUGUCAUAUUAUUUGUUUAUUGUCAUAGAAAAUUAUAAAGUGGUCUGGAUAUUAUAGUUAUACUGUAAGUUCUGAACUCAAACAUGGUGUGCUUGUGCAGUCAAUGUGUUAUAGAAUUAGCAAGCUUUUUUGCAUC